AUGAAUCACUUAGCUGGAGGAAUUACUCCUGAAGAAGAGCAAACCGAAGAACUACUCUCAGAUCUCGAAAGCGCAUUUGAAAAUGGAGAGUAUGAUCCCGAGUGGAUUAACUAUGAUCUCCUCCGGUGGAAUAUUUGCAACUGCGAGGUACAACAUGGCCCUGAAUGCCGACAGGUUUAUAUCAAUGUUGAAAGGCCUCUUCUAUGGCUUAUCGACGUGCAGGAACAUUGCUUGGUUGAUGCGAGAUUGUACCCCACUGCAAGAUAUGCUGCUCUAAGCUAUGUUUGGGGUGGAGAUCAAAAGUGCAAGACUGAAUUGUGUAACAUUGAAGCACGCCAGCUACUAGGGAGCUUGUCAGAGGAGAACAAAGGAGUGGAACUGCCACAAACUAUUCGGGAUACUAUACAUUUGGUUUGCCGCCUAGGAAUUCGGUUUCUGUGGGUAGAUAGUUUGUGCAUAGUGCAGGAUGAUACGGAUGCAAAGCAGUCUCAGAUUGAUGCCAUGGGCUCCAUCUAUCGCCAGGCAUUUGUAACGAUCAUUGCCUGUAAGGGAGGACACGCCGAUUUUGGUCUGCACGGGCUUCGAGAUGUCUCUAAUCCUAAACCAAGGGACCGAAAAUCUGCAGCAGAUGAGCAUCAACUGCCCUGGUAUACGCGUGGCUGGACUUUCCAAGAGCUUGUCUGUUCCAACCGGAGGAUUAUAUUCGCGGACGAAUUCACGUGGGAAUGCUCCCACACCGGACAGUCAGAAAGCACUGGAACGUGGACAGGGCACACAAGCGUACCAAUGAGUCAUAUCUGGGGCCGCGAUUUUAAUUUCUUGAGCGCAGACAUGCAAAAGUACGGCGAGAUAGUCGACGACUACACCAGUAGGAAUCUCACUUUUCCGACCGAUAUACUAUAUGCUUUUAAAGGAAUCCUCUCUCUCCUCGAGCAAUCCUUCAAGGCUGGAUUUCUGUACGCAAUACCAGAAGACUUCUUCGAUAUUGGCCUACUCUGGCAACCGAUGAGUAGUGAAGCAAUUCCAAGGUUACCAAAUCUGAAUGAAAAAGGAAUACACUUCCCUAGCUGGUCUUGGCUCGCAUGGAAGCUCACCUGGGAAGGUGGUAUUGACUGCAACAAUUUCCAUAGAGCGUACGGCAGGGUGCGAUUCAGUCAUGAGUGGUAUUACCAGAUCAGUGAUAUCGCAGGCCAUGCGGGAUUUCUUUCUUUAUGUCGAUGGUACAGAUACAAAGAUCGCAAAUGGAAACAGAUUAUGUCAUCUUCGAAGAUCGAAGAAUCAAGAGAUAGCAGCAGGCACAUCGGAUUGGACGCUGUCGCAUUCGGAGCUGCUAUAUCUGUGAUCGAUGGCUUUAUAUACCCUGAGUUGCAAGAGGAAUGUCAAAUUAUCUAUUGCUAUGCUUCUAGAGGCUCUUUCCAGAUUGCAGAACGUAGCUUGCCAGAGGAGUUGCAACUUCAAUUGGGAGUCUCUGGCUUUCCAUAUGAUGGGUUGAGACUUCCCCAUUUGUGUAUUCUUGACAGUCGAGGAGCGAUUUGCGGUGUACUACCUCGGGGAGUUCCCCAUGGCACACCGGUAGAGGCAGUGUACGAUUUUAUUGCUAUAUCAAAGAUCUCUAUUCUUCGCCGGAUUCCGUGUAGCCACACUACUGAGGACGAAGCCAUAUUGUUCGGCCGUAAAAGAAAGAAAAGGAAGGAAGCGGACAAUGUGGAAGCGGACAGUGUGGAAGCGGACAGUGUAGAAGCGGACAGUGUGGAAGCGGACAGUGUGGAAGCGGACAGUGUAGAAGGGGACAGCAUAGAAGGGGAUAGCAUGGAAGCGGACAGUGUGGAAGAGGACAGUGUGGAAGAGGACAGUGUGGAAGAGGACAGUGUGGAAGGGGACAGCAUAGAAGGGGAUAGCAUGGAAGCGGACAGUGUGGAAGCGGACAGUGUGGAAGCGGACAGUGUGGAAGAGGACAGUGUGGAAGGAGAGUAUGAAAAGGACAAGACAGAUGACGACAGCGAAGUUGAGAGUAGCACGAUAGAAGAUUCAUGCUACUGUCGUUACAAUGUUCUUCUAGUUGAACAGAGAGGCAGCAUCGCCUACUCUAGAGUCGCGCUGGGCCUGAUUAUAUCAGAGGUAUGGGAACGAGAGAAAACUGAGAUGGUAUACGUCCAAUUAAGAUAA
Messenger RNA from Venustampulla echinocandica, 2166 nucleotides. RefSeq lists its product as uncharacterized. The coding region runs from base 1 to 2166 and encodes 721 amino acids. Lineage: Eukaryota; Fungi; Ascomycota; Leotiomycetes; Helotiales; Pleuroascaceae. The record is from RefSeq and is a predicted model, not a curated record. The transcript is spliced from 2 exons.